Phragmites australis (common reed) is the source of this 2160-nucleotide messenger RNA. RefSeq lists its product as uncharacterized. The record is from RefSeq and is a predicted model, not a curated record. Gene Ontology annotation, cellular component: nucleus. The coding region runs from base 299 to 1936 and encodes 545 amino acids. The transcript is spliced from 7 exons. Gene Ontology annotation, biological process: protein polyubiquitination; DNA damage response. Gene Ontology annotation, molecular function: ubiquitin conjugating enzyme activity. NCBI's taxonomy places the organism in Eukaryota, Viridiplantae, Streptophyta, Magnoliopsida, Poales, Poaceae.
CACGUGCCCUAUCUCCGUGCCUCCUCCCGCUGUCCAAUCCACGGUUACCCUCCUGUGGCCGCCAACUGUUCGACGUAAUUCUCCACCGGCCGUCAUGGAGAGGGCUAAGAGGGAGGCCGGCCCGUGUGGUGGCCUGUGCUGAGUGACUAUCCACGGCCGGUCACCGCUGGGGCAAUGCGCAGUUGGGCUCUGCAGGGUAGUUUGGUUUGAAUUAGGGAGCUGGAGAGUCUCUGAUUUGGUGGUUUGGGGAGCUGAUACUGUCAUCCUUUUCAAGGGCAGAGUUUCCUGUAACCACGAGAUGGCUCAGGCUGCAAGGCUGAAUCUGAGAAUGCAAAAGGAGAUUCAGCUCCUACUGAAUGAUCCCCCUCAUGGGGUCUCACUUAAUCUUUCUGAAGGAAUUGAGGGGCCUGAGGGAACAGUUUAUGCAAAGGGAGUUUUCAUUCUGAAGAUCCAAAUUCCUGAAAGGUAUCCUUUUCAACCACCCAAUGUGACUUUUGCUACUCCCAUUUAUCAUCCCAAUAUUGACAACGGAGGACGCAUUUGCCUUGAUAUUCUAAAUUUACCCCCAAAGGGAGCCUGGCAACCAUCAAUCAACAUAGCUACUGUUUUGACAAGUAUCGGCUUGCUGCUAAGCGAGCCAAAUCCUGAUGAUGGGCUGAUGGCUGAAAUAAGUCGAGAAUACAAAUACAACAGACAAGUUUUUGACAUAAAUGCUCGGUUAUGGACUGAGAAGUAUGCUAGUCCUGCUGCUGUUGACGCUAGUGGUUGGGGUUCUGUAGAUGUUGCGGUCCUGGCACAGAACACACAAAUGGAGGACACAGAGAGCUUGGGAUCAUUGCCAAAUGCUUCUAAUAAACAUUAUGAAGGAAGUCAAAGAAAGAUGCGAUUACUGGGACAAAAGUUAUCUCUAAAGUCUGAAAGAUCUGAAGAGAAUGCCACAACUGGCAAGCAGGAUCUGGUGGUUACCCACUUAACAUCCAGGGCAAGAUCCACCUAUCCUACUGCAUGUUUGUCUGAUGUUUCAGGCAAACAGAAUGUCACAUCAGAAAACAUAUCUGUCACUGCUGCUAGUGGAGUAGUUUCAAAGAAAGAAUACCAAGGAAAUAGAAAGAAUUCGCAGUUACCUGGGCAGAGGUUUUCUGUUACAUCAGAAGUCCCUAGCAAAAGAAGCAAUGGCAAUGGUAUGUUACCUAAUCAUCUUCCAACAUCAGCAUCCAACGCUAAAGAUUGUGCCAUGCAAUCUUCUGAUGACGUUUUAGAGAAUAGUUUGGCAAGGAGCAUUGGUGGAUCAUCAGAUAGCUCAUGUAAACUAUCAGAAGGAAAUAGAAAGAAUAUCAGGACACUUGGUGUGAAGUUGUCACUGAAAUCAGUAAAGCCUGAAAAGAAGAGCGAUGAUCAGAAGGAAAAUAUUGUUCCAAAUCACCUGCCUUCACAGUCAAGCUUCAACAAUCUGCAGAAAAGGCCCUUAGAUGUUUCAAGGAAAAAUUUCAGUGAAGAUACUAGUCUCAUUCAGCAGAAUUCUAGUACCGAACAUCAACUGUCAAAUACUCAGUUAUCAAAUGACGAAUGCAAUCAAGGUCGCAAGAAGCUGCGCUUACUAAGUAAGAGGCUGUCAUUGAAAUCUGAACCUGCUGAAACGGACAGGACCUGUGACAAGGAAUCUAGGCUACCUAAUUGUUCUCAAAGUGGUGACAGGAAGCUGCCCAAUGAACUGCCAUUGUCAGCGCCAGUCCUCAAAAGUCGAACCAUGGUCCCUGGCUUUGCUGAUUCACAGAAAGAUGCCCACCCAUACAAUUGCUCCGUCAAACAAAACACAGCUGCUACGGAGAACUUAGUGGUUUCAGACAGCGAAGAUAGCGCAGACGAAUGCGAAAGACCUCCAAGAUCAAGGCUGUCAUUGAUGAGUAGACGAUUGGGUGGAAAGCUGAGGAACUAAUUUCACCCCAGAACUCUUGCUCUUUCUAUGCUGCAUUGUAAAGCCUUUGAAGAUGAGGAUGCCAAUUUACUCUAGUAAAUUCUGUCUGUUUAUGAGGUGGAUCAUGUCAUGUAUGUUAUAGAGUACUGUAUGAUGUCCUACUAUGUGGGAUGCUAGGAACCUCCUUUGUUGGCACCUCUUUUGAUUGGAAGCCAAGUGUUAAGAACUAGAUUUUGCCUGUGCAA